GGUGAUGCCAUUCGGCCUCACCAAUGCACCCGCCACCUUCUAGAGGGCGAUGAACGACAUCUUCAGGGACAUCCUGGAGCAGUACGUUCUCGUCUACCUCGACGAUAUCCUGGUCUACAUUCAUACCCUUGAGGAGCACCUCAGGCACCUUCGCGACGUUCUUGACCGCUUGCGCAGACAUGGCUUCUACGCCAAGCUGAGCAAGUGCCGCUUUGCCCAGCACAAAGUGAAUUUCUUAGGACACUACGUGUCUGACCGGGGUCUCUACAUGGACGACGCGAAGAUCACUGCUAUUGCAGAGUGGCCCGCCCCCACAUCCGCCAAGCAGCUUCGCAGCUUCCUAGGCCUGACCAGCUACUAUAGUAACUUUAGCCGGGGAUACGCUAGGUAUUCCUAUGUCCUUACCUCCACCCUCCUCCGGAAGAACCCACCCUGGGCUUGGACACCCCUCCCUGAGGACGCCUUCCGCGCCCUCAAGAAGGCGGUAACAUGCGAACCGGUUCUUCACCUACCCGAUUUUGAUCGCCCUUUUAUCCUUACCACCGAUGCGUCAGACUUUGCUGUAGGAGCAGUGCUUUCUCAAGUCUUCCCCUACUCUCCUGAUUCCUCUCAUCCUCGUAUCCCUCGCUUCCCACCACCUACCCCUACCACUGCUUCUCGACUGACGCCUACUCGUCCAGCUACUGACGAGCCCUCUAUUGACUAUUCUCCUACCAUCGCCGAGGACGACACUAUCGAGUCUCGCUCAGGUGAUUGUCUGAUAGCCUUCUACUUCCGUCAGCUCCUGCCCGCCGAGAUAAACUACACUGCUGAUGAACAUGAGGUUCUCGUAGUAGUUUAUGCCGCUCGGCACUGGCGUCACUACUUGCACGGGGCACCAUUCACGGUGCGCACGGACAACUCUGUUGUUCAGGCUUUUCUUACAAAGCCGAAGAUCACUCCUCGACAGGCUCGCUGGUGGCGCGACCUAUCCGAGUUUAGUUUCACCACUGAGCACAUCAAGGGUGAGACUAAUCGGGUCGCAGAUGCCUUAUCCUGUUGCCCUGACCACGACCAAGAGCACAUCCAACUCUCUUCCAUCUCGGUCACCACCGUCCACCACUCGGUGAUCGACGAGUUUCGCACUCAGUACCGCCACUGCCCCGACUAUCGCGACAUCCACGCGACCCUUCGGAGUGGCAAGACCAUCUCGAACUACUCUCUCGGGGACAACGGUCUUGUGUACUGGCACGGUUAACAGGGCACCAGAGAGCCCCGUAUUUGCGUUCCCUCCACUGGACAUCUACGUGUCAGAGCAGUAGCAGAGUUCCAUGAC
Molecule: messenger RNA, 1315 nt
Organism: Chara braunii
Lineage: Eukaryota; Viridiplantae; Streptophyta; Charophyceae; Charales; Characeae
Source: the annotation of a GenBank genome assembly